Balaenoptera ricei (Rice's whale) is the source of this 2919-nucleotide messenger RNA. It is a transcript of the gene DNAI2, whose product is annotated as dynein axonemal intermediate chain 2. The record is from RefSeq and is a predicted model, not a curated record. Gene Ontology annotation, molecular function: dynein light chain binding; dynein heavy chain binding. Gene Ontology annotation, biological process: cilium movement; outer dynein arm assembly. Gene Ontology annotation, cellular component: outer dynein arm. Lineage: Eukaryota; Metazoa; Chordata; Mammalia; Artiodactyla; Balaenopteridae.
AUGGAGAUUGUGUACGUGUAUGUCAAGAAGCGCAGCGAGUUCGGGAAGCAAUGCAACUUCUCCGACCGCCAGGCAGAGCUGAACAUCGAUAUACCGCCCAACCCUGAGCUGGCCAAGCAAUUCGUGGAGCGGAACCCCGUGGACACGGGCAUCCAGUGCUCCACCAGCAUGUCGGAACACGAGGCCAACACAGAGCGGUUUGAAAUGGAGACCCGGGGGGUUAAUCACAUCGAGGGGGGCUGGCCCAAGGAUGUGAACCCCCUGGAGCUGGAGCAGACGAUCCGCUUCCGGAAGAAGGUGGAGAAAGAUGAGAACUACAUCAACACCAUCAUGCAGCUGGGCUCGAUCAUGGAGCAUUGCAUCAAGCAGAAUAACGCCAUUGACAUCUACCAGGAGUAUUUUGAUGACGAGGAUGAGGUGGAGGUGAUGGAAGAGGCCCCUUCAGCUAAAACCAUCAAUGUUUUCAGGGAUCCCCAGGAAAUUAAGCGGCCAGCCACACACAUCUCCUGGCACCCCGAUGGCAACAGGAAAUUGGCAGUGGCGUACUCUUGCUUGAAUUUUCAACGGGCACCUGAGGGCAUGAGCAACGAAUCGUACAUCUGGGACCUGGAAAACCCCAACAGGCCAGAAAUUGCCCUAAAGCCGUCUUCUCCUCUUGUCACCUUGGAAUACAACCCCAAAGAUUCCCACGUGCUCCUGGCAGGCUGCUACAAUGGGCAGAUCGCCUGUUGGGACACCCGGAAGGGCAGCCUGGUGGCAGAGCUAUCCACCAUUGAGUUCAGCCAUCGAGACCCUGUUUACGGCACCAUCUGGCUGCAGUCGAAGACGGGCACCGAGUGCUUCUCGGCGUCCACGGACGGGCAGGUCAUGUGGUGGGACGUCCGGAAGAUGACCGAGCCCACCGAGGUCGUCAUCAUGGACAUCACCAGAAAUGAACGGUUGGAGCAUGCCUUGGGGGCCAUCUCCCUGGAGUUCGAGUCUACUCUGCCGACCAAGUUCAUGGUGGGCACGGAGCAAGGCAUCGUCAUCUCCUGCAACCGCAAGGCCAAGACAUCGGCCGAGAAGAUCGUGUGCACCUUCUCAGGCCACCACGGCCCCAUCUAUGCCCUGCAGCGAAACCCGUUUUACCCGAAGAACUUUCUGACCGUCGGCGACUGGACCGCCCGCAUCUGGUCAGAAGACAGCCGGGAGUCGUCCAUCAUGUGGACCAAGUACCACAUGGCUUAUCUCACUGAUGGUGCCUGGAGCCCGGUGAGGCCAGCGGUUUUCUUCACCACCAAGAUGGACGGGACCUUGGACAUCUGGGACUUUGUGUUCAAGCAAUGUGACCCCGCCCUCAGCCUGAAGGUGUGUGACGAGGCCCUCUUCUGCCUCCGGCUACAGGACAAUGGAUGUUUCAUUGCCUGUGGCUCCCAGCUGGGGACAACCACGCUGCUGGAGGUCUCGAGUGGGCUGUGCACCCUCCAGAGGAAUGAGAAGAACACGGUUUCCUCGAUGUUUGAGCGUGAGACCCGGCGGGAGAAGAUCCUGGAGGCCAGGCACCGCGAGAUGCGGCUGAAGGAGAAGGGCAAGGCGGAGGGCAAGGAUGACGACCUGAGGGAGGGAGAGCCCGCCUUGAACCUGGAGGAGCUGGUCACCAAGGCCGAGGAGGAGUUCUUUGAUGUUAUCUUCACGGAGCUGAAGAAGAGGGAGGCGGAAGCCAUGAAGCAGAAGCCCAAGCCUGCCCUCUUCGGUACCAGGGGACGAAGAAAAAAACAUGGUCUGUCUGGGCCAUUGCCUUUAGGGCCCACCGAUAAGACGCUAAGAUGUGAAAGAGUGAAAGCACAACAGGGAAGGGAAAAGAACAAACGAGUGUGGGCCAGCGUCUGCCCUUGUGUCGAGCGCCCGCUAGGCCCUCACGGCCGUGGUGCUGGCAGCGUGGCCUCCUGGCUGAAACAACCAAGUCUGGAGACAGAAGAGGAGGUGGAGGGAGAGGAAGAAGGGGCGGAAGAAAGAGACGGUGAAGAGAGUCCAACCUUGGAAGGGGAGAGUGUGCCCCUCCUCUGGGACCUGUUCCACUCGGCUGCCGUGACUGGCUACGAUGCCGCUUACCGAUGCCGCUUCAGUUGCAGCUGCGACAGCCCCGUGCGCUGCAGGGGAAUCACCGUCCCGCGUUCCCUUCUGUGUGGCAACCAGAUACCAACCAGAGGCCCAGAGGCCCAGCACCGGGGUGCUAAGGGCCUGAUGGUUACCCUCAGGACAGGCAUGAGAAUGGCAGACAGCAGCAGCGCUACGCACACGCGUGAUUGUGGAGGUGUACAAUGGAGGGGGCAGUCGGGCAGAGGAGAGAAGAUGCUGGAGCUGCUGUCUGGCCAGCAGGCAGAAGUCGCUGUUGGGGAAGUGCGCGCCCAUGGAAACACAAGGCUGCCAGCCGCCGCCCUGGAGACGCUGAGUCAGACAGACAGACAGACAGACAGACAGACCGGCAGAGGAUGCUCGCGGCCCGAGCGGGAGGCAGCGUGUCUUGUCUCUCGAGCCACGCGGCCGGACGGGCGCCCCCUGGAGGGCCGUGGAAGAGGAGCCCAGGCCGCGAGCCCCGGGGCGCGGGGAGGCGGCGCCGAGAGCUACCAAACGGACGGACGCAGGGCCGCGCCGAAGGCCGGAGGGUCGCACGGGCGGACGCUCGCCGGGAAAGCGGAGCAGGCCAGGGCGCCUCCCCGGCGGAGGCGGCCACCCCUCGGCAGCAGCGCGGAGGGGCGGGGGCGCGGGAGGCGGGAGGCGCCGUCGGGGCCCUCCCCCGGCCCCGCCUCCCUGUCAGCGCCUUCGGCCGCGGGCGCGUCGUUGGUUUCGGGUUGUCAGGCAGCAGCGGCGCAGGCGAGGCUGCGAGGGAGCCGGCGGCGGUGGGGCUGCGGCUCGGCCAUGACCGCUGUCGCGGCCUGA